AUGAUCACUUGCCAUUUUCACCAACAACACCCUCCCCUCAAGGCAGUUUACAGCGCUCUAUUCGAGAUAAUAAUAAAUAAUAAAAAAGGGGAGAGGGGUGAGGUUUGGAGUGGGGCGGGUAUUGGAAGGGUGAGUCCAGCGCUGCGCCCCGGAGGCUCUGGUCUCGCUGCGCGGACAAUGCCCCAGCGCUGUCCGGCCGCUGGCCACGCUAACUCUCCCCCCUCCGCUCCCCGUCCAACCCCGCUCGGCUUUUUCCACCCCACCAAAGUGGCUGGUCCCUCUCACUUCCUACUCCUUGUGUCAAAAAGAGAAGGGGAUAAAAAAAAACACCCCAGCCUUCCUCAGUUGCAGAGACUGCGCUGCCUAAUGUAUGCGAGUGAACUUUCUCUGAACCGCAGCCAGCCUGCUAACCUUGAAAUGACCCAGCCUUGCCUGACAUCACUAGCUCCCAGGAUCCUUGCACAGAGCCGCAGAAGCCCACAGCAAGGCAGGCUCGGGCUGCAUCCGAGAGGGAGAGCCCACCACUGUACAGAGAGGACGGGUGGGGUAAUCGGGGCAAACAGAUCCAGUGCAUUAAAGACACCCCGCCGGGGAAAAAUGCAACAUGCCCCUCCCCCGGCAAAUCAUAAACAUGAUCAUCUUUCUGCAGAUGCUGGAAAUCCAGAGCAACACACAGACGCACAAAGCGCUGGAGGAACUCAGCAGUGGGAACUGCGAGAAGAUGGCACGCCCUGGAAAGUGGGAAUCUGUAAUGAGCGAUGUUGUCCUGUGAAGGCAGAACCUCCCAGAAAACAACCUAAGUUUGCCCAACCGCUCAACAUCGCACAUCCUGGUAAACAACUUCUUCAUCCUGUCCAAAGACUCGACGUCUGGGGUGACCAGAAUUGUAUGCAAUACUCCAGGAGCUGCCUAGAGUUUUAUAAAGUACUUGUAAUUCGAUAUUUUUGAGCUAAUCUUGUAGGUACAGGUAAGUCUGCCAAUCCUACGCCCGCUGCAAGGAGCCAUGUGCGAUGGCGGCACAUACUAGAAAUAUGGUUACAGCACCUAACGUACAACAUUGCAAAAGACUGCAGCAGGCUGAAAGCUCAGCCAGCACUAGCCUCCCCACCAUCAAGGACAGCUUCAAAAGAUGUCCAUCAGCAGGGCAUGUUCUCUUCUCAUUGCUACCAUUAAAGUGGAGGUACAGGAGCCUGAGGACACACACUCAAUGUUGUAGAAACAGCUUCUUCCCUUCCACCAACAGAUUUCUGAAUGGACCAUGAACCCAUGAACACUACUUCACUAAUUUUGCUCUCUGUUUGCACUGUUUAUUCAAUUUAAUUUAAUUUAUAUGUAUUUUUUAUUGUACAGUAAUUCAUAGUGUUUUUAUGUAUUGCACUGUACUGCUACAAGACAACUAAUUUCAGGACAUAUGUCUGUGAUAUUAAACCUGAUUCUGUA
This is a messenger RNA of Hypanus sabinus (Atlantic stingray), 1440 nucleotides long. RefSeq lists its product as uncharacterized. NCBI's taxonomy places the organism in Eukaryota, Metazoa, Chordata, Chondrichthyes, Myliobatiformes, Dasyatidae. The coding region runs from base 1 to 948 and encodes 315 amino acids. The transcript is spliced from 3 exons. The record is from RefSeq and is a predicted model, not a curated record.